GGUGAGGAGUACGCUUCGAUUGGUGACCCCAACAUGGUGCUCAACAAGUGGGCAGUCGUGACGAAGAGCGCCCCACCGGCGGCCGGCCUGCGUCCGCUGGGCCGCGUCAUCUCUGCUCACCCCAAGCUCCGCCCGGCGGACUACAAAGUCCCUUACGUUCUCCGCAGCUUCAUCAAAGACCGUCACCUGAGCGAGAUGCAGCACAUCGAGAAUCGUGGUAUGUAUCGUGAAGAGCUCGCCAUUGAGCGGUCACGGUUUCCGCGGAUGCACAAGACACUCGUGAUUCAAACUGACGGCGCGCUGAACGAGCGUGAGUUUGAGUUCGCGGUGCCGCCAGUGGUGACAGUCUUCCAAGACCGCCUCUCAGCGCACCGUCAGCGUCAAGUAGCCUUGGCGAAGAUCGGCAAACUGAAGCGGCCGAAGAGCUGGGAGACGACGGUGAAGGGCAAGGAGUCGCUGAACCCUGUGUGCAACGCGUUGGUGUUUCCGUACUGUGUGCCGAAGAAGAUGCUGGUGCGGCCGCGCCUCGUGGAUCCACUGAGCUCAAAGAGCAUGACAGAUAGCCGCAAUAACGAGGACUCUUCGUAA
Molecule: messenger RNA, 588 nt
Organism: Leptomonas pyrrhocoris
Lineage: Eukaryota; Euglenozoa; Kinetoplastea; Trypanosomatida; Trypanosomatidae
Exons: 1
Coding region: 34-588 (184 amino acids)
Source: RefSeq, a predicted model, not a curated record